ACAACCCGCCACGGGAGUCCGAGGCAGAGCAGAGGGACAGAGUGCAAGCGAGCGGUUCACCCAGAAAUCAGCAUGGGCAAGAUUUACCAGGUCGUGGUUCACGGUCUCCGGGGCGAGAAAAUGACCAUCGACUUGUGCAACACGGAGGAGCAGAUGAAGACCAUGACGGUUGAGCAGCUGAAGGAGAAGAUUGCAGAGAAACUUCCUCAGAGUAUGGGGGGGGGGGAGCAGGCUCUGCGGCUGAUAUUCACAGAUAAGAUGUUGGACGGAAACGACACGCUGCUCUCUGAAUAUGGAAUCCAACACAUGUCCGUGAUCCAGAUGGCGUUGAGGGUUCCUGGAGGACUGACGGCCUGACACCACCACUGUGCUGAUUCACGAUGCUACUUCCUGUUUACAAAUGUCGAACCUUUAUUCCAAUAAACCUUAGGGCUGUUCCCAAG
This is a messenger RNA of Limanda limanda (common dab), 443 nucleotides long. RefSeq lists its product as uncharacterized. The transcript is spliced from 3 exons. Lineage: Eukaryota; Metazoa; Chordata; Actinopteri; Pleuronectiformes; Pleuronectidae. The record is from RefSeq and is a predicted model, not a curated record. Bases 73 to 357 code for a protein of 94 amino acids. Gene Ontology annotation, molecular function: protein binding.